AUGAUGUGGUUCACGAUCGAAUUCAUUGGUUAUGUCCAAGAUACCAUACAUUCGAGUGGUGAAGAAUUCAUGGCAGAAGGUUCUCCUAUCAAUCAAAAUAAAAAUGAUGAUAAUGAUGUUGUCAAUAUGGAUGUCAAUGGACUGAACAAAGAAGAGAAACAAAAUUCUCAUAUGGAUAGUGGUAUUAGACCUAAAUCAGACGACAAUCAUGACAAAUCGCCACAUACACACUAA
Molecule: messenger RNA, 234 nt
Organism: Adineta ricciae
Lineage: Eukaryota; Metazoa; Rotifera; Eurotatoria; Adinetida; Adinetidae
Source: the annotation of a GenBank genome assembly